Molecule: messenger RNA, 1552 nt
Organism: Mycena indigotica
Lineage: Eukaryota; Fungi; Basidiomycota; Agaricomycetes; Agaricales; Mycenaceae
Exons: 9
Coding region: 37-1485 (482 amino acids)
Source: RefSeq, a predicted model, not a curated record
GUCCUGUCCGUCGAGGACUUCAGCGAGUCCAUUCGGAUGGUAAACAGCGGCCUUUCCAGGCGUCGAGGCGGGGUCGCCCUCGUAAUUGGCCUGACCACGAUGGUCACGCUGCUCAUUUUCCUUCGUUGGACAACGGGAGGCGGAUUAGAUCUGGCGAGGCUAGCACCAUAUGCAACCAGGCCCAGUAUGGCGUCCGAUAGCACUGAAACGCUUACGGUGGUUGAGAUCGACGACGAAUUCAUCCCUCUCGAAGAAAACCCGAGCUAUUCUCCGGUCGACACACUCCGUAAUGAAAUAUUGCUCCAUCCAUUUACGAGCAUUCCCAACCAAGCACACGUUCACGGCUUCACCGUCAUCGACAAUCUUUAUCUCCGCCAAGGGACCUUUUAUAUCCUCGCGCCAAACGCAAGCCAGGUGUUUCCUCCGCGUCGGGAACUGAUAUCGAGGCCUGUAGAAAGCCGCGCAGGUGUGGAUUCUGACCCAACCGACCAAGAACUGCAGUUUCUCGAGCCGGAGAGCCAUGCUGCCGAGAGCAUAUUGGGCAGUCAGCGUGCGAUGCGGGUCUCGGGUGUUUCUGUGGUGGUUUAUGAUCCUUCCCAGUUCAUGCAUCACUUUUACCACUGGUUUGGCGAGAUAAUACUCGGUUUCUGGCGCGUCUAUACCCACACGCUGCUUGACUCGGACGUGGCACAGGUCGAUUUUGGCCGUUUACCUCCCGUCGAGCGAUUCCUUUUACCCUUCAUAUCCUCGGACUCGGAAUGGCGCGACAGGGCCGGAGUCGAUGGUCCCCUCAUGCGAGCUGCGUUCCCUAACUCGCUUAUCGAGACAGCAGCAUAUUGGAACGACUUGAAGAAGCUCGACACAACCGUAAUAUUUGAGCGCACGAUUAUCAUCACCCGGUCAGCAGCACAUAAACAUCCCUUCGGCGGUGUUUGGUAUAAAAUGAUUGCGGGCACGAUGAACGUGACUGCACCUGAAGAUUUCUGGCGGCCCAUUCGGGAGAAUGUCUGGGAGAGCAUGUGGGGAACUCGCAUGGCUGGGGUUGACGGAAAGCGACCAGUGGUCACCUAUAUUUCGCGGCAGGGUGGUGGCCGUCGUCUCAACGGGACAGACCACGAAGCCCUAGUGGCAGCGCUGCAUGAGCUAGAAAGUUCGGGUCACUGUGACGUCCAGGUGGUGCAGAUGGAGAAGAUGAUCCUCAAGGACCAGGUGGAUGUGAUGCGGAAUAGCACGGCAAAUCCUUGUCGGGGUACAUGGCAAUGGACUAACGGUAUGUUUAUCCACCAGCUAUGGAUGCAACCUUCGCCGCGCUCAACGGUUAUAGAAAUUUUUGCUCCGGAGGCUUACGUGUUUGAUUAUGAAAUGCUCGCUCGCAACAUGGGACACAAGCACUAUGCCGUUUGGAACGACACGUACCUAACCUUUGAAAAAGGCACCUACCACAAGGCAAGGCGUAAACUAUCCGAAAGACUUCCACGGCAAUAACAUUCCAGUGCAUGCGGCAACGGUUGUGGAAAUUAUCAAGUAUCGACUGAGUGAAGGCGGAGAAUGA